Molecule: messenger RNA, 2360 nt
Organism: Trichogramma pretiosum
Lineage: Eukaryota; Metazoa; Arthropoda; Insecta; Hymenoptera; Trichogrammatidae
Product: actin-binding protein IPP
Exons: 7
Coding region: 22-1950 (642 amino acids)
Molecular function (GO): protein binding
Source: RefSeq, a predicted model, not a curated record
CUGCCUGCGACGCGCCUAAGCAUGCGGCUCAAGGGUAGCAAAGCCAGCAACAGCAAAUCGUUCCCGAGUGUCUACAAAGUCCUUUCGCGCCUAUGUCGUGUAGUGGACAAAGGCUCGCUUGAUGGCUUUAUGGCUGAGGGUGCUGUAGUACCAUUAAAAAGCGAAUUAAACACAAGCACCAUGGGGUUCGCUGAAUUUAUAAUGACUGGAAUUGAUAAUUCAAAAUCUAAAUCUGAAUAUGCAGCUGGCCAAUAUGCACCUAAGGUUUUGAGAAAUCUUAAUACCCAAAGACUUAAAAAUCAAUUCAGUGAUGUUGGUUUAGUUGUUGGGAACACAAUCAUUAGAGCACACAAGUCUGUUUUAGCAGCAAGCAGCGCUUAUUUUAAUGCCAUGUUUACUUGUGGAUUAGUGGAAGAACAACAAGAACUUGUUGAAAUCCAUACAGUAUCUGAGAAUAUUUUAUCAAGUCUGGUCGAUUUUAUUUAUACUGGAAAUGUGGAUAUUACUCAAGAUAAUGUUCAAGAGCUAUUUGCUGCUGCCGAUAUGUUGGAAUUGGACGAAGUAGUUUCUAGUUGUAUUUCGUACUUACAAGAGCAACUACACUUUUCCAAUGCUCUUGGAAUUUAUAGAUUUGCAGAAGCUCACAAUAGAAUGGACUUAUUGGAGACCGCUCUACGUUUUAUUGAAAUAAACUUUCCUCAAGUUGUGCAAGAAGAGGAAUUUUUAGAUCUUCCCAAAGAACAACUAGUCAAAUUCAUUAGUAGUGAAAAAAUUCAUAUUGAUACAGAAUUUCAGGUCUUCCAAGCCACCUACAACUGGAUAACUCAUGACAUACCAGCUAGACUUUGCUACGUAUUUGAAAUAUUUAGUCAUAUAAGGCUACGAUUGUGCUCUAUGGCUCGAUUAGAUCGGGUUAUAUACGAGUGCAGCGACGGUAGCUUGAUAGUGGCCUUGACCUCUAUUCAAAAAGACUUAUUGAAUAACAAAGGAUGCCUUGUACCAUUGCAAGCACAACCUCGUCUUUGCGCCAAAAAGAAUAUACUAGUUAUCGGAGGAUCCAAGCGUGAACAUUCUACAGAUGGAUGGGUCAGACCUGCUGAAAGUACCUAUCAAAUUGUCAACAAAUACGAUACUUACAAUGAUACCUGGAGUGAAGUAGCUCCAAUAAAAACUGGUCGAAUUUUACCUGGUGUAGCUCUGCUCGAUGGUAAAGUUUAUGUGAUUGGAGGCGAGUUGGAAUCUCAUAUUAUGUCUGAUGGCGAAUGUUAUGAUCCUCGAGACAAUGAAUGGACUUCAUCGAUUUGUAACAUGUUGGAAUCCAGAUGCGAAUUUGGUUUAUGUGCCUUCGAAAAUCAUCUUUACGCUUUUGGUGGAUGGGUUGGUGAAGAUAUAGGAGGAAACAUAGAAGUUUAUGAUCCUGUCACUAACACCUGGCACCAUCACGACAAACUGCCAGAGCCUAGAUUUAGCAUGGGGGUUGCCUCCUACGAAGGACUAAUCUAUAUUGUGGGUGGUUGCACUCAUGACAGCCGGCAUCGACAAGACGUGAUGAGUUAUGAUCCAUUGACAAAAGAAUGGUCAGCUUUAGCACCAAUGUUGACGCCUCGUUCACAAAUGGGCAUUGCAGUACUCGAUGGUUACAUGUAUGUUAUAGGCGGGACUAAUAAAAACCAAGAAGUAUUGACUUCUGUUGAAAGAUAUUCAUUUGCAGAGAAUACAUGGACUACAUUAGCUUCAUUAAACGUUGGUCGCUCUUAUCCAGCCGUAGCAGCAGCCAAUGGCUGCCUGUAUGUUAUUGGAGGUGAUCAACCUCAAGAAAUAAAUUUUUAUCGUACUCAAAUAACUGUGUCUACUGUUGAACGAUACGAUCCAAAUUUGUAUAUAUGGACUGAAGGCACUCCACUACCAACUAGUAGAGGUGAGGCUGCAGCUAUAGUCGCUCCGUUUUAAUUAGAUUUUUGAGUCUCUGAUAGUAGUAACGUUUCAUUGUUCAACUAAAAAUUAAUUUCCCUGUAAUCUAAUUAUGGGCGUGAUGAAUUUUUAUUUUUGCACCAUCAUCUAUUUAUAAAAUGUUUAUAAUUUUUAUGUCGCUUAUAAUCUUCAGAGAUGGACAUAGUAAAUAUCUAUUUCUAUAAGAUUGUUGAAAUUAAAUAAUUUUGAUCAUAUACAACAUUGAAUACAUCGAAAUGCGUAUAUAAUAAAUAUUUAUAGCAUCGCUGGUUUUAGAAAUUUUUAAUGAUAUUUAUGAGAUGAAAUAUGUCUAUAUUUCAAUGAAUAUAUAAGCACAAAAGAUUGUUUUUUAUUUCAUGUAAUAUUUUUAAGUAAAACGUGUACAGAUUUAAAAUUUAAGAACUCUAUUU